CUACACUUCAGCCUCCAAUCGCGUUGGAAAGUGCUUGCAACCGCAGACACUUUAAAUUUUCGUAAACAUAUCAUGUAAGCGCGAGAGGAACGUUGUAGUGAAUCUUAGUACCCCAAAAGACUGAUCAGUGAGUGACGAAAUGGACUCUAGCAAAAAAUACGACAACCCUUCACCCGAAGAGAAAACCAACAUAAUCUCGAAAUUAUUCUUCUGCUGGAUCAUACCAUUCUUCAGAUAUGGAUAUAAGAACGACUUACAACUCAAAGACAUUUACAACACUACAAACGAUGACAUGUGUGGUCCUCUGGCAGAACAGCUGGAAAGGAACUGGGCGGAAGAGGUGAAACGGGCUGGCGAGAAAAAGAACAAACCCAGCCUGAGGAAAGUCAUUUUUAAAACGUUCGUGAAGCCGUAUUCGCUAUAUGGGGCCUUUUUGUUUUUUCAGGUGAUUAUUUUGAAGUCUUUGCAUCCAAUAGUCCUAGCCGAAUAUAUAAGGUACUUCGAUGACACCGAAAACAAAGACGAUGAUAAAAGUCGAACGGAGUGGGGAUGGAUUUUGGGAUCCGCCGUAGUUCUUUUGGCAUUCUUCAACAUUCUGAUGUUUCACCACGCCCAACUUGGCUGUCAGAGAGUCGGCAUGAGAGUUAGAGCUGCUUGUUGCUCUUUGGUGUAUAGAAAGCUACUAAAACUUAGCCAAGCUUCUUUGGGUCAAACCGCAGCCGGACAGCUGGUAAAUCUUCUAUCAAAUGAUCUUCAGAGAUUCGACACUGCUUCUCUUUAUCUCCAUUACAUAUGGAUAAUGCCUCUGCAGGCUGUAAUUGCCUUCUAUGUGAUGUACAGAAGCGUAGGCAUAUCUGCGCUUGCUGGCAUGUUAGCUAUGGGCUUGGAAGCAUUACCUUUACAAGGUUAUAUGUCAAAAGUCCAGGGCGUGCUGCGAUUCAAGAUAGCGCAUUUGACCGACCACAGGGUGAAGUUAAUGAGCGAAAUAGUGUCUGGCAUACGAGUUAUUAAAAUGUACGCCUGGGAAAAGUCCUUUGAGAAAGUGGUCGAGCUCGCAAGAAAAAAGGAAAUCGACAUCAUCUCAAAAACCUCCUACAUAAGGGGAUUUUCCCUCUCGCUGAUGGUCUUCACCGAAAGGCUCGCUUUGUACUUGACCCUCAUCGCCUUCGUGCUUCUGGGCCAUAAACUCUCUUCCGAUGUUGUCUUUUCUAUGGCUCAACUCUUUAAUUCCGUCCAACUUUACAUGUGCAUCUACUACCCCCACGCCUUGGCCAAUUUCGCUGAAGCCAAAGUGUCCAUCAAAAGACUAGAAGAGUUUCUUCUUCUGGAAGAGAACGGAACCAGAGCUGUUUUAAGCGGAGUGGAAAGCAAAGGAAAGCCAGGUUCGAUCAAGAUUGAAAAAGCCACUGCUAGUUGGUCUUUGUACCCCGUCACUGAUACUCUGAUGGAUAUCAACUUGGAUAUAGCUCCAGGCACCCUCUGCUGUGUGGUGGGAAACGUGGGAGCUGGUAAGAGUUCCCUUCUACAGAUGCUGCUCAGGGAACUGCCGUUGAAUUGUGGGAACGUUGAUGUUUCUGGGAUUAUGUCGUAUGCUUCACAGGAACCAUGGUUGUUUGUCUCCAGCGUUAGAGAUAAUAUUCUGUUUGGAAAACCUUAUGUAAAAUCUAGAUAUGAUGAGGUGGUGAAGGUUUGCGCGCUAGAAAGAGACUUCGAACAAUUCGCUUUUGGAGACAAGACCCUGGUUGAAGAAAGAGGAGUGUCUUUGAGUGGUGGACAAAGGGCAAGAAUAAACUUAGCAAGAGCAGUGUACACCACCGCUGACAUUUAUCUCUUAGACGACCCCUUGUCUGCCGUAGAUACUCAUGUUGGGAAGCACCUAUUUGAAGAGUGUGUCAAGAAAUACAUGCACGACAAAACCAGGAUUUUAGUGACACAUCAGUUGCAAUUCCUAAAGCAAGCCGAUUUGAUUAUUAUCAUGAAUAAUGGACGGAUUACGAAGGUUGGAUCAUUCAGUGAACUAUCUGAGGACGAACUUAGCAGCCUUUAUCCCGAAACUAGUCAAGAAGACAAAGAUAAACCUCAAGAAGAUGAUGCAGGAAAAACCCUUGCUGUUUCAGGAAACGAGAAUACUUUGGAGGAAGAAGGACUGGGUCCAGAAGAGAGUCUUGAAGAGGUUGAAAAAGGUGCUAUACCUGCAUCAUUAUACGCCGAGUACUACCGUUAUGGUGCUGGUGUUAUAGUUCUGCUCUGUCUUGUAUUUCUACUAAUAAUUGCUCAAUUGGCUUCGAAUGCAGCGGAUCUGUGGGUUACCUACUGGACCAAUAUGGAAGAGGUUAAGUACAACUCCACAGACCUACUCGCAGACGAUGACGAAUAUACUCUACCAGGAAAUUCCUCAGAAAUAGAGACUGACGACUCCAUGAUCUAUAACGUAGACUUAGACAACUCUACAGAGGUGCUGCCAUUGAACGAUUCCAUCUUAUAUCCAUACAUAGAAGAACCUACGGAAUUCAUCGGCUCAAGAGACUUUUACAUCACCGUUUACACUGUAUUUAUAAUAGCUGCGAUGACCUUAACACCUGCGAGGAGCUGGUUAUUCUACAAAAUAUUCAUGAACGCUUCCAAGGGACUGCACAAGAAGAUGUUUAGUAACGUGUUGAGGGCCCCUAUGAGGUUCUUUGAUACAAACCCAUCAGGGAGAAUAUUGAAUAGAUUCUCCAACGACAUGGGGGCCAUCGAUGAAUUGCUACCCAGAGCAUCUUUAGACGCAGUCCAAGUGUUCCUUGUGAUGUCAGGUAUUUUGAUGAUUGUCUUCAUCGUAAGCCCUUGGAUGAUAGCACCGGCAGUGGUACUGGGAUUUGUCUUUUACUACCUCAGGGUAGUGUACUUGAAAAGCGCACAAGACGUCAAAAGAUUGGAAGGAGUUAAUCGAGCUCCUGUUUAUUCCCACAUAUCUGCAUCUCUGUACGGAAUGCCGACGAUAAGGGCUUCGAACGCUGAAACAAUGGUUAUCAAUGAAUUUGACUGCCUCCAGGAUCAGCAUACAAGCACUUGGUACAUGUACAUAGCGUGCAGUGAGAUAUUUGGUUUCUGGUUAGACAUAAUCAGCACCAUAUUCUUAGCUUUGGUGACCUACCAGUUCCUGGUGUUCCAAGGAGAGAAUUUCUUGAGUGGAAACGUGGGUCUGGUGAUUUCACAGAGCUUGGUGUUGACUGGAAUGUUACAAAUUGGUGUACGACAGACAGCUGAAGUAGCAAGCAACAUGACGAGCGUAGAAAGAGUUCUGCAAUACACCAAAUUAGAAAAGGAGAGUCAGGAGCACCAACCCACAAAAAAUUUAGAAGCAGAUUGGCCACAUUUUGCGAAAAUCACUUACAAGAACCCAAAAAGGAAUUGGCCGCAGUCAGGGAAUAUCGCCUUCAAGAGAACGUUCCUAAAAUAUUCACCUGAUGGAGAACCAGUAUUAAAGGAUUUAAAUUUGGAGAUCAAAGCAGGAGAGAAGGUUGGAAUAGUUGGAAGAACAGGUGCAGGAAAAUCCACUCUAAUAGCUGCUCUGUUCCGCCUGGCUCCUAUCGAGGGCGUGAUAGCCAUAGAUGACGUUGAUACCGCUAAAGUACGACUCAACGACUUACGGUCGAAUAUUUCCAUAAUUCCACAAGAACCAGUAUUAUUUUCUGCUACAGUUAGAUACAACUUAGACCCUUUCGAAAAAGUCAGCGAUGAAGUUCUAUGGAGAGCCCUAGAAAAUGUUGAGCUGAAAGGAGUAAUAGGAAGCCUCAGUCAGCAGGUAUGUGAAGGAGGAUCGAAUUUUAGUGCUGGUCAAAGACAGCUUAUGUGUCUGGCAAGAGCCAUAGUACGUGAUAAUAAAAUACUCGUGAUGGACGAAGCGACUGCAAACGUAGAUCCACAUACUGAUUCGUUGAUUCAAAAAACCAUCCGUGAAAAUUUUAAACAUUGCACGGUGCUCACGAUAGCCCACAGAUUAAACACCAUCAUGGACUCUGACAAAGUCUUGGUGAUGGACGGUGGUAGACCCGUAGAGUUUGCACAUCCGCACCAGCUCCUUCAGAAGAACAACGGGUACUUUACCCUUAUGGUGAAACAGACAGGAAUCACCAUGGAAGCUAUACUACGAAAAGUAGCGAAGGAAGAUUAUGAAAAGAAGUUUUCUGUGAAGAAAAAAUGAUGCGAGUAAUGUAGAUACUUAGGUUUUUUAAUUAAAAACGUCUCUGACUGUCCCGUUUAUUUUUAUAUUUAUUGAAUACGAUGAAUGACGCUAGGAUUGAAUACAGGUUAAGUGCCUUUAGAGUAGGUUAGUGGAAUAGCAGUUUGAUGAUAAGAGUGUGCGAUAUUCUUGAUUAUAUUAUCUUUAUCGAUAAGGACUGGUUUACGUUUAGGAGUAUGUAGGCAUAAGUGGUUUAUUAUUUUUUAUGAAAAGAAAUAAUAAAUGAAAGAGUCGCACUUCAGUCUGUACUUUUGAAUGACGUCGUCGUAUGAUUCAUUUGACAAUUUCUUAGUAAAUGUUUUCUUUUUGAUUGUUGUAAAAUGUUAUAUGAGGUUCAUAGAAUAACUAUUUAAUUUUGAUUAUUCACUUAGGACUCUUAUAGUACAUAUGUAAGGUAACUAGAUAGUAACUUUUAUAUUUUUUAUUUAUAAGUUUGUAUCUCCUUACAAAUAAUAUAUUAUUCUGAAAUUUGUAUUUAUAAGAGAUUUACUCAUUAUUUAAUAGUUUUUUCGUCUAGUACAGAGUAAAUCAAAAUAUUUGUAAGAACUGGAAUUGUAAUAACUACAUCUUUACAAAAAAUAUAUAUGUUAUUGUGAUAAGUUUGAACAAAAUCUACAACAUAUUUGUUUAAUACCAGGUUUAAACUAAAACAGAAUUAUAUGAAUAAGGUGUAUUUAAUUCAUGCAAAGUUCGAUUUCCUAUUACUGUUAAAUGUUUCACUGCUUAAAGAAGUAAUUGUAGUUAAGGGGACUAGUUAUACAUUUUGUAUUUCCUAUAUAAGGCUGACAUUGUUUUAAAAAUAGUAUGCUACCUAGAAGUAGUUAAAUAUUUUGUACAAUAUCAUCAAUUUUAAAUGACCAUUGGAACAUAAUUACUGAUAUAAAUUUAAUUUACUCACCUUUAUUUUAAUGAAUUUUUGUUUUAUUUCAUUAAAGAAUAAAAUCUAUGAUAAUUUAAAUCUGAGAAAAUUUGUAAUUCUAAUUCUAAAUUUGUUAUAAACAAAUAUUUCAAAUAUUAUACGUUUCUUUUAAAUUGUACUGAUUUCUUUUUAGAAAAGAAUUGUCUUAAUAAAUAUGUU
Molecule: messenger RNA, 5303 nt
Organism: Anoplophora glabripennis (Asian longhorned beetle)
Lineage: Eukaryota; Metazoa; Arthropoda; Insecta; Coleoptera; Cerambycidae
Product: multidrug resistance-associated protein 4-like
Exons: 17
Coding region: 140-4186 (1348 amino acids)
Biological process (GO): transmembrane transport
Cellular component (GO): membrane
Molecular function (GO): ABC-type transporter activity; ATP binding; ATP hydrolysis activity
Source: RefSeq, a predicted model, not a curated record